Lactuca saligna is the source of this 579-nucleotide messenger RNA. The record is from the annotation of a GenBank genome assembly. NCBI's taxonomy places the organism in Eukaryota, Viridiplantae, Streptophyta, Magnoliopsida, Asterales, Asteraceae.
AUGAUGAAGGUGGCUCAUUGGAUCAUUGCUUCGCUAGUCAUCCCUAGAAAAGAGCGAAGCACUAUCAGCGUGCUUGUGCUAAAAAUCCUUUAUGCUAUGGCCCACCGGAUGAAAACCUCAUACCUCAUUACCGAUUAUUUCUUUGCAACAAAUUCAUCUGGCAUUAUAAGUUUGUUUGUCAAAAGUGCUCCAGUCCGGACCCCAUAUCCCGAAAACGACCAGCCACUGCCUGGUGAUCCGUAUCUCACCAUGGUAGUGCUUGAGUCCAUACAACUAUUUCGAUUGGCGGAUAGCCAUCAUCAUUGGACCGUGGGCCAAAAUCACGACCCAAAGCUCCUGAUCACGUCCGAGAACCGAAACACUCUUGCCCUCAAACGUCCUACAAACUUCAUUUAUUGGAAAAUCACCCGUACCUUUUCCUCGUCUCCUAUUCCAGUGAGGAAUAUGAGGAAGGUGAAAAAAUUGAGGAGGAUGGCGAUGAUGAUUGUGGAGACUAGGAACCCCAAAAUAUUCCACCCAUGGGUGGUUCCAGCUCAUUCCAUGAUGCUGGUAACCCGUCAUAUCACCAACAAUACAUGA